This is a messenger RNA of Protopolystoma xenopodis, 969 nucleotides long. Lineage: Eukaryota; Metazoa; Platyhelminthes; Monogenea; Polystomatidea; Polystomatidae. The record is from the annotation of a GenBank genome assembly.
AUGACUGUCACAUACUCAGAGGGCCCCGCAAUGCUUGGUCUUGAAUGCCAUAGGAACCUGUCAGUUGGUCGGCACAAUUCUCCUCAUCUGAAACCGAACGGCAAGUCUUCUGGUCGGACGCAUACUCCAGUCGAGGAGGUGUCGAGUUUGCAGACAGGCCAAGCCUCUUCUGGUUUCUCCGGGCUCAAGGCUGACGAAGUGGUUUUCGAGCGAGGCUCGAACGAACGUCCGCUCUUUGGGAUUGGUACGCCUCCGAAUCCGCCCUCCAGCCUCGCCUGCCCUUCGGCUCACCAGACCACCUCUGCUUCACGACCGUUGGCCGGUCAAUUGUCCACAACGGAGGACAAUCGAUGGUCCUUCCUUCCUCUGGAGGUUGGUUCCGCCCGGCUUGAGCACGGCUCGACGCCGCGAUCAACCGUGACGUCGUCACAACAGCACAUCCCAAUACGGCCUCUUCAACCUCUGCGUCAGUUGACCACUCUGGCUCCAUCGAGAGCUGGGCCAUCCAGGCGUUGGCCGGGUCGCAGCGAAUCAUCUCGCCUCUUGCCCUCCAGACGGCCCGACGGACUGGGCGGUCUGGUUACGGGUACCAUGGUCACGGAGGCAUCCGACCGAGGCGGUGAUGACCCACCGGCCUGUGGUCAACCUUUGAAGACGGGGCAGCAGACAGCACUUCAUCGGUGGAGCAGAACGGUUUCUCAACUGAUACAGAAGCGUCUCGUCUGUCGAGCUUUCGAGGCCUACGAGAGUAUGAUCUGCCCCCCGAACCGUAAGGUGACUAAGGGCCAAAUCAGUCCGAGAAGAGAUCCUUCUGCCAGAUAUGCUCGGCCCCAAGUCGACCAGAGAGCCGGAACUGUAGCUACCAUGCCACCUACUGGGUCAACAACCUGUUCAGCCAUCAAGCCACCAACUCCAAAAGGUUUGUCGUGUAGUCCUCUUGGCAACCUUGUGAACCAAGAUCGGAUGUAG